Messenger RNA from Salarias fasciatus (jewelled blenny), 1445 nucleotides. It is a transcript of the gene gfer, whose product is annotated as growth factor, augmenter of liver regeneration (ERV1 homolog, S. cerevisiae). Lineage: Eukaryota; Metazoa; Chordata; Actinopteri; Blenniiformes; Blenniidae. Gene Ontology annotation, cellular component: mitochondrion. Gene Ontology annotation, biological process: liver development. The transcript is spliced from 3 exons. The coding region runs from base 192 to 782 and encodes 196 amino acids. The record is from RefSeq and is a predicted model, not a curated record. Gene Ontology annotation, molecular function: flavin-dependent sulfhydryl oxidase activity; flavin adenine dinucleotide binding.
GUCCGAUGGAACUUUUACCCCACGGUUACAUAUGACUGCAUCAUUCGGGGAGGGUGCAGUCUGAGCAGGACACAGGUUGAAUGACAGGGUAAAUAUUGAAAAGCAGUAAUGUGUGAGUCCAGAAGCAGUUGGAUUUCAACAGACUGACGUCCCGCGGCUCCGUUUAGUGAUCUGUCGGUAAAGCAGGGAACAUGGCUGCGCCCACAGCGCCGAGAGGCUCAGCAGCCUCCAGCCCGCCCGGGUUUGAAGGUUUCCCCUUCCCGGUGGCCGGCAGACCUCCAGAGGACAGCUCCGGCAAGGAGCAGGAGCAAGGCGGGGAUGGGAAGAAGAAGAAGCCGUGUAGAGCUUGUACGGACUUCAAAUCGUGGAUGAAGCUGCAGAAACAGACACCGGCUGCUGUACAGGAGACCCCUGCUGCCGAGUCAGAGCCACAGCAAGACCCUCAGUGCCCCCUGGACAGGGAGGAGCUGGGGCGAAACACCUGGUCCUUCCUACACACCAUGGCAGCGUAUUACCCCGAUAAACCCACUUCUAGUCAGCAGCAAGAAAUGGGGCAGUUCAUCAACCUUUUCUCUAAGUUUUACCCCUGUGAUGAGUGUGCAGAAGACCUCAGGAGCAGAUUGAAAACCAAUCAGCCUGACACGAGCAGCCGCAACGCACUCUCCCAGUGGUUCUGCCGCCUUCACAAUGAGACCAACGUCCGUCUGGGAAAGCCAGAGUUCGACUGCUCCCGUGUGGAUGAGCGGUGGAAGGACGGAUGGAAAGAUGGGUCGUGUGACUGAGGGAUUGUGUCCACAUGAUGAGACACAAGAGGGGAAAAAUCCUCCCCUAUGUUCAAAACUACACCAACACAUUUGUUUAUUUCUUUCCUUUUUGGGGGUCAAACUGUUUUGUGGUGUGAAUGAAACAUAUUCAAUGGCUUUUACUGUAUUAUGGAAUAAGAUUAAGGCUGAAUAAUAAACUUUUGAUGUUCCUUAGUUCAAGACAAUUUAAGAAUGAACUGAAUGUGGAAUAAAGUGUAAUUACAGGGGAAGUAAAUUGGUUUUAGAAAACAGUUGCGAGCAUUUUUCUUUGUUACACAUUCCCCUGUUAUUUAAUUUAAUCAGUGAGUCAUUUAGAAAUGACAUCAAACUUUUCCUGUUGUCUUUUGUUACUUUGCUCUUUAGCCUUUUAUAACCCAAAUUCAACAUUGCUGAAUUGUCCUCAUUUGCACAUCACUGUGUAAAUGAUAAGUCGGGCCUACCACAUAAUAUAUGGAGUUACAUGUCAAAAACAGAUGUAUAUUUAUAUUUAUAUGCUUCUAAUUGAUUGUUGUUUUUCAGUUCUAUAUCACCCUCAGUUUGUGUGGCAUGUGAGAUGGUAAAAGCACUGUGUUGUAAUUUAUUUGCAUAAUUUUGUAUUGGAAGGGGCAAUGCUAUAAUUUUCUAAUAAAAGCCAUGAAUAAA